This is a messenger RNA of Sesamum indicum (sesame), 941 nucleotides long. RefSeq names its product chlororespiratory reduction 6 (gene CRR6). The record is from RefSeq and is a predicted model, not a curated record. Gene Ontology annotation, biological process: NAD(P)H dehydrogenase complex assembly. Gene Ontology annotation, cellular component: chloroplast. Lineage: Eukaryota; Viridiplantae; Streptophyta; Magnoliopsida; Lamiales; Pedaliaceae.
ACCAAAACUGACUCAGAGACAAAGGGGACCUCUUCAUUACCACGCAAAUGGCUUCCAUAAGACCUCUUUAUCCACUUUCUUGUCCGCUCAAACAGCCCACCACCCCCUCUUCAUCUCCAUGGCUUCACCCCAAAUCCUCCCACUUUCCAUCCACACAACUUCACUCCAUACAAUCCCAACGCCCUGUUGCUGUUCCAGUGUCGUUCAACCCGUCGGGGAACUUGGACCUCUCUCUCUACGAUGAAGAUGCACCGGAAGCACCUCCGCCAAUGCCUCCUACGGAAGGCCGCUGUGAAGUGGUUAUCGACAACGAUAUCAUUACUCGCUUGGAUUUGUCCCCGUUUCGUAAUGCGACCGGCAUAACCUCACCUGACUCCGCCAAACCGCAGGAGUUUCUUGACCGUACGAUUGGAUUUACGAUCAACUACACAAGGGAAGACGAGCAUGAUCCACGAGAACUAUCAGAAUUCCCUGAUAUAAGACUGUGGUUUGUUAGACUGGAUGCAGCGUAUCCAUGGCUGCCUGUCCUGUUGGACUGGCGAGCAGGGGAGCUUGCACGUUAUGCAGCGAUGCUGGUACCUCACCAGAUGAGUAUGAGAAUGGGAGUUGUGUUUAACCCGGAAGCGCUGGAGUUGUUCGUGGUACAGAAAGUGUUUGUGGUGUACUCAUGGUUGAAGAAGCAUGACGUUCCAAUGCCCAGAUUGAAGGCUAAAGACAUGGCCAGGAUGCUUGGAUUUGGAAUUGGAGAUGAUCUCUUUGAUUUGGUCGACAAGUAGCCCAUUCCCAAAUAUUAAUGCAAUUCUCUCAUUCUCAUGUAGUAGUCAUUGCAACUCCCGGAUAGUGCUAUAUCUUUUAUUGCACCUCUACAUUGAUGACACGUGGACAAAUAAUGUUGAUGAGGGGAAGAUCCUAUUCUAUUCUAAAUAUUAUAACUUUAAAAA